AUGAAGCCAAUUGGACAAGUGCUUUGUGCUACAGGGGUUGUAGCUGGCCUCAUAACUUUCUUCUGGAAAGAUGACUUUAACCCAGAGAACCUGUCUGGUGCCUGUGUUCUCAUGACUAGAGCCAGUGCUGGGAUUGGAGAGCAGAUAGCAUAUUGCUAUGCCAGAUUUGGUGCUGAAAUUGUGUUGACUGCCAGAAGGGAAGCUGUACUGCAGAAGGUGAUGGAGAAAUGCAUGACACUUGGAGAAAAGAAAAUGUUUUAUAUCCCUACAGAUAUAUUUUCCCCUUCAGAGCCUGAAAAUGUGGUUCAGUUUGCUGUCCAAAAGCUGGGGGGCCUGGAUUACCUGUUGAAGCACAUCAGCAAGAACCGUUCCCAGCAGUGGGCCGGGGAUGUGGAAUACACCUGCUGGCUCAUGCAGGUGAAUUUUUUGAGUUAUGUGGCUCUUGCAACAGCAGCUCUUCCCACCCUGGAGAAGAACAGAGGUGCUCUGGUGGUUGUUCCUUCCCUCACAGGGAAAAUGCCCACUGCCUUUAUCACUUCUUACUCUGCCCUCAAGUUUGCACUGGAUGGAUUUUUCAGCUCCCUGCACCAUGAGCUUAUCAUGCAGAAGAGAGAUGUGUCUGUCACAUUGUGCAUCCUGGGCCUGAUAAACACUGAUUCAGCAUUGGAGUACACCAGGGGCAAAGUGCACCUCAGUGCCUCCCCUGCUCCCGAGGCCGCGCUCGCCGUUGUCCGGGGCGGAGCCGCUCUGGCGGAGGUUUUCUACCCGCGGUGGCUGCAGCAGCUCUGCUGCCUCCGGGCUCUGUUCCCCAGCAGCGGGCACCACGUGCUCCGGAUUUUGUAUAACUACAGCAGUCCCUAG
Messenger RNA from Cinclus cinclus, 861 nucleotides. RefSeq names its product hydroxysteroid 11-beta dehydrogenase 1 like (gene HSD11B1L). The record is from RefSeq and is a predicted model, not a curated record. Gene Ontology annotation, cellular component: intracellular membrane-bounded organelle. Gene Ontology annotation, molecular function: oxidoreductase activity. NCBI's taxonomy places the organism in Eukaryota, Metazoa, Chordata, Aves, Passeriformes, Cinclidae.